Molecule: messenger RNA, 4846 nt
Organism: Mercenaria mercenaria
Lineage: Eukaryota; Metazoa; Mollusca; Bivalvia; Venerida; Veneridae
Product: galactoside alpha-(1,2)-fucosyltransferase 1-like
Exons: 1
Coding region: 385-1473 (362 amino acids)
Biological process (GO): carbohydrate metabolic process
Cellular component (GO): membrane
Molecular function (GO): galactoside 2-alpha-L-fucosyltransferase activity
Source: RefSeq, a predicted model, not a curated record
AAAGAAAUUUUCAUUUUUCAUUAUUUGUAAAUGUAAUGAUUACGGUGUUGUAAAUGACAUUUCUUAUGUUAAAUCCAGAUUGAGUUCUUAUGGUAUCUAAUAUAUAACAAAUGAGACGGAUUCUUUACAUGAACCCUAAACUCUAGAAAUUAAAUUGUUUAUAGCUGGCAGUGUAUCUGUCACUGAUACUGCAUGGAAGCGUUGAAAAAAAAAAAGAAUUAUAUAAAUUAAUAUAAUGUUUCAAUUUGUAAUUGCAUAAAACAACAUUUAUUGGAGAAUCUUUACAAAAGCAAAACAAAUUACACCUGUCCCUCCACUAUAUAUUCAGAUUGGAUACAGAUAAUUUUAAAUAUUUUUAAAAUCCCAUUUGUCUUUUAACAUAAUAUGUCUCAACGAAGAGAGAGCGUUUCAUUUUCAACGUUCGUUGGAUUUGGAUGUAUUUUAUAUCUAAUUGGGUGUUCCAUUGAUUCCAUAUUACAUCAAUGGGCUUUUAGAUUACAGGAAAGUAAAAUAAUAGCCAUUGAUGAAACAAAUUAUCGCAACCAAAAUUGUUUUUAUUUGUCUUGGAGAACUGAUUUAGAGUUGAAGACACUCAGAGAAAUUGUCAUACACAAUUCGGGAAAAAAAUUAAAUGCGGUCAAUGAAUCUAAAACAGUAAGAAACAGAUCAGAUAUUUGCAAGCGUUUUGUGACUUUAGAAAGAAGUCGUGGACGACUGGGAAAUCAAAUGUUUCAAGUUGCCGCUGUGUUGGGUGUGGCAUACACUUAUGACAUUGUACCAGUUCUACCAAAACAAUGUCUACUAGCUAAAUAUAUCGAUUUGCCGAAUGCUAUUGAUAAAAGGGAAAUAUUAGAUAAUACGGUUAGAUUUAAGUGCAAAGCCACGGCUUAUUUUAGCGUAUGUCCAGCUGGUGUUUUAGAUUCUAAGUCAAAUAUUACUAUGUAUGGAUGUUUUCAAUCGUGGCUGUUUUUUAAAAAGACACAAGACAUAAUAAGGAAAGUUUUAACUUUAAAAAUAAUACACAGGAUGAAAGCUGAUCAGUUUAUGCGUACAUCAACGAAAAGUGGUUAUAAAAAAGUAUGUAUCCAUAUUCGACGAGGAGACUUUUUGAACGAAAGACAACUAAGGAGAGGGUUUUCUGUUGCAAAUCUAGCGUAUAUUAAACGAGCAAAGAAGAUAUUUCUUAAAAAGUAUUCUAAAGUACAAUUUGUAGUGUUAAGCAAUGACAAGGAAUGGUGUAAAAUGCAUAUCAAAGGGGAUGUGAUCAGUAACUUCACAGAAUCUGGAGAUGACAUGGCUUUAAUGGCAUUGUGUGACGACGUAGUUGUUACAUCAGGAACUUUUGGUUGGUGGGGUGCAUGGCUUUCUGGUGGAACGACUGUAUAUUUCAAGGGAUACCCGAGACCAGGGUCACCUUUAGAUCGUCGUUUCAACAGAACCGAAUAUUAUCCACCUCACUGGAUUGGCAUAUAAGGCGGCCAAAAAUAUUCUUACAGACAUUUCUCAAUGUCAAAUGAACAGUUUUAGUGCCAUUUUGAAGUUUUAAAAAGUCGUGUUGUACGUUGGCUUAUUUUUAUAUCAUUUUUAAUUGUUUUUUUUUUUUUUUGUACUACUUAGCUAUGAGGGCUUUGUAAUCAGUCAACUAAAUUGCAUUUCACGCACUGAUGAAGUAAACACUGAUUAAGUACUAAAGUAACUAAAUUGCUCUAGUUUUUAUUAACUUCUGCCGAAAAUGGCACUCUAUAUGCAAAAAUGGCUUACACAUCAUCAUAACUGAUAACUUCUUUGAAGAGGGGAAGUGCUACGAUCGCUUACGCUUAGCCAGCACGUUUGAUGCCAAUCUUUGACAAUUGCGCCAGGCUCAGUGGUUAGAGCAUUAACUAACGCCUGAACGACCCGGGUUAGAAACCCACCACAUCCAGUAUGGAGUUUUCGUCCAAAAAUGCUAUGACCUCUGAUUUGUUACGGCUGUAUGUCGUUAUAAUACUGACGCCAACAGUUUUUUUUUAUAUUACACUCGUUUGAAAGAUGUUCUUACUUGUAAAUUUGCCUAAUUUCUUACAAAGGCAACCUUUGCGAUUUGACCGGAUAAUUCUUCUGGUGUACGUCCUAAAUCAACUGUUGGCUUUUAGAGAAUAAUCACAAUAACAAUCAUAUUAAAUGCUUUAUCAGCACUACAAUUUUGAUGAGGAUUUUACUUGUCCUAACAUAUUUGAUGAACAACAUCAAGAAGUGCCUUCACUAAAACGAACGAUCAUGUUCAGUAUUUCAUCUUGUUAGCAUUUUCUUUCUAACAUUAAAGUUGAGGUAUUACUGUAUUUUCAUGAACCUUUCACGUUUCAUAAUACGACGAAUGCUUAGAUUCCCAAAGUGCGCGUCUGUUGACCAGAACAUUUUGUCUGUGGAAGCUGAAAUAUCAAACAAUUUUCAGUGGCGUAAAUGUGUACUCAUGCUGACAUAAAGUUCAACAUAAUGCUAAGCAUUAUAACAAUACCUAAUUACGUUCACUUUGCGACUAAAUGUUUUCAGUAACAACUAUUCUCUAUCACAAUAAUAAUCGUUUUAAUAUUACUCUAAAUCUUUGCAUGGCAUACUUCCAUCAAAAAGUACACCACUUGUUUUGUACUACGUUUAAUUGCUUUAUGCUUUUAACUUUUGGCAUAGAUUUUUUUCUAAAUACUUUAAGCAUUAUAACAAUACUUAAUAACAUUAACGUUGCAAUUUAUGUACGUACUUCCGUCUGGUGUCAUGAAUUGCAUUGACUGUAAGUCUUUAAUUGUCUCUGCUGAACAAGGCUGCAAGUUUUGGGUCAGGAUUUUGAGGUCUGGAAAAUAAAAUAUUAAACUGUAGGUUCUUCAUAUCAUACGAAUGUUGUAUUCAGCAAAAUGCAAAAUCUCCAUUGUUAUGCGAAAGCGUAUACCGUACCAAUUAUGGUUGAUGACUUUCUACAUUAGGCGAUCUAACUCUCGCAAAUUGAAUGUUUUUUUUUAAAUGCUUUUUAGCUGUUGCUGACAAAUAACCAAAUGUCAUAUCGGGCUUUAUCUCUUUUAAACAUUGCCUCUGGUUUACAGUUUCAACAUUUCAGCUCUUAUAACACUUAUAUGUCUGUAUAUCUUGUUAACCUUAAACGCCUUCUCCAGAUGUGAAUGGAGAUAAUCAACCUCUUGUAUCAACAAAUACCCGUAGUACAUGGAACAGUUUGGUGCUUCUCUAGAAAUUGUCAGUGCAAAGCGCAUUCAUCAAAUUUCUAAUACACAAGAACUGAAAUAGAGUGUAAAUGAACGUACAAAUGGAUAUUUCUACAGAAGCGUUUCAAGCCAAAUUGUCAUUCAAGGGGUUAUUUGAUUCGAUCUACAGCCUGAGGUCCUUUAAUUCCAUACAACAGUGCAACCAGCACCGUCAAUGUUCGGUUAAGUUAAAGUAGUUAAGCUUCCGUUUGUCAUCGAAAUAUGAAACACUAAUUCUAGGGCAAGUUUUGAUCGGAGUUAUCUCUUACGUCCUUGCUGGAGUACUUUUAAAUCUUCACAUGUAUUGCUCCUUUAGGGCGCAUAAAAUCCUGUAUUGAAUUUACUGUUAAAAACUUUCCUUUGGUAUGUAUUUUUCCUGGGCUUAUUCAGUCUUUUUAGAUAUUCACUAUUGUAAAGUUUGUACAUCUUAUUAAAAAAUUUACUAGCUUCAAUAUAUUCCUUUGAAGACUACGAGCAAAAAUAAUGGGAUGAUACUCUUGGAAUGAGUUGAUGUGAUUCAAUGGUUUCACCAGGCACCUUUUUCCUUGGAGUCUUUCCUAGUUUUUAUUUUUUAUUUUUUUGCAAAUUGUACCUCCGUGCUUCUUAUGUGGUUAUAGGGUAUCGGUUUGUUGUUAUGUCUAGUGUAUUUGCAAAGCCUUGUUCCUUUCAUAUUCUUUAUGGAGACAAUUUUUUGAUUGAUUUGUUCUUUCUCUCAGAUAUAUCUCGUUUUCAUUCCUUCAAUUGACUGUAGUGUUGCCACGAAAAGUAAUGAGCACAUCUGUAUUUUCAAUUCCCUUUACAAUAGUGUGUUUGUUUGUUUGUUUGUUUUGGGUUUAACGCCGUUUUUCACAGUAUUUCAGUAAUGUAACGGCGGGCAGUUAACCUAACCAGUGUUCCUGGAUUCUGUACAAGUACAAACCUGUUCUCCGCAAGUAACUGCCAACUUCCCCACAUGAAUGAGAGGUGGAGGACUAAUGAUUACAGACACAAUGUCGUUUAUCAAAUAGUCACGGAGAACAUACGCCCCGCCCGCGAUCCGUAGACCAACGCUAUUACAUACUGAGCUAAGCGGGCGGGUGCAAUCUUUUGUACUUUCACUUUCUCUAGACCAUUCCUCUAGAGUUUACAUAGAGUUGUUCUAUUUGUCCAUGUUCUCUUUCCAUUGUUUCGUUUCCACUCCUCUUCAGUCCGUAAACACUUUUGAUAUCUUUGUCUUGCUUCAAGUUCAAUUGUAUCUAUCAACUAUUUGUUUCACUCAAUUGUUCUCUUUCAAGUUUGACUUCGACCUCAGGAACAUAAGUAUUCGAGUUAACUUGAGAUGGCGAAGUUUUUAUAUGAUCAUUUACAGAAUGUUCAUAUUGACUUAUAGGCUAUCAUUUAAAUCAUAGAUUCCACUGUUUCCACUGUUCGGUAAGUUUUAUAUUUCUAUGUAUCAGGAAUUCUGUACGUGUAUCUUAAGUUUCAGUCUAACAUUUGAAAUAUGCAAGUGUCUGUUCACUUUUAAGCCCGAAAUGAAAAUUUGUAAUAGUUUGUGCACUUUCAAUCCCACACUGAAAAUCUGUAAGUGUCUGUUCAGUUUCACUUUCACACUGAUAAAUAAAAAAAAAAAAAAAAAAAAA